Messenger RNA from Lathyrus sativus (Indian pea), 3429 nucleotides. NCBI's taxonomy places the organism in Eukaryota, Viridiplantae, Streptophyta, Magnoliopsida, Fabales, Fabaceae. The record is from the annotation of a GenBank genome assembly.
AUGUCUCAUCCAAACUAUGAUGUGUUUCUCAGCUUUAGAGGAGAGGACACUCGCGAAACCUUCACGAGUCAUCUUCAUGCAGAAUUGUGUAGGCAAAAUAUUGAAACAUUCAUAGAUGAUAGACUGGGCAGGGGCGAAGAGAUUUCCUCAGCAUUAUGUAAGGCAAUAGAAGAAUCAGCGAUUUAUGUGGUCAUUUUGUCACAACACUAUGCUUCUUCCAUUUGGUGCUUAGAUGAACUCACAAAGAUUCUCGAAUGUAAGCAGAGAUAUGGAAGGGAAGUAAUACCUGUCUUCUACAAGGUGGAUCCGUCAAAUGUUAGACAUCAAAGACAGAGUUAUGCAGAUGAUUUUGUUAAACAUCAUCUGCGAUUUGGCGACAAAGUGGAUGCAUGGAAGGACGCUCUAACCCAAGUAGCUAAUCUCUCUGGCUGGGAUUCACAAAAAAUCAGGCCAAAUAGCAAACUUGUUGAAGAGAUUGUGAAAGAUAUUAGGAAAAAAUUGAGUAGUUGUGUCUUAAAUGAUCACGAAAGAAAGAUUGGAAUGGACAAGCAUAUUGAAAAAAUUCAAACUUUGUUGCACCUCGAGUCAUCGACUGUUCGUAUUAUAGGAAUUUGGGGUAUGGGAGGGAUAGGCAAAACUGAAAUUGCAAGUGCAAUCUAUGAAAAACUCGCAACUCAUUUUAGUUUUACAGGCAUAGUUAAAAAUGUUCAACAGGAAAUAAAACUAUAUAGAGUAGAACAUGUAAAAAGCAAAUACUUAUCACACCUUCUAGUUCAACAAGAUAUUACUUCCUCCAAAUCCAAUAUUUCAUUUGAUCCGAGGCUCAAACAGAGAAAGGUUCUUCUUGUUUUUGAUGAUGUGAAAGAUUCUGAUCAACUUAUUGAUUUAAUCGGAACAUGUAGUAAUUUUGGCCCCGGAAGUAGAAUCAUUGUGACUAGUAGAGACAAACAAGUGCUUAAGAAUUCCAAUGUUGAUGAAAUAUAUCACGUAGUUGAGAUGGAUGAUAAAGAUUCUCUACAACUCUUCUGUUUGAAUGCCUUUAAACAAAAAGAACCAAUAGAAAUGUAUGUGAGUUUAACGAAAAAGGUAUUAGGUUAUGCGAAAGGAGUUCCAUUAGCUCUUAAAGUUUUGGGCUUAUUUCUUCAGUAUAGAACAAAGGAAGCAUGGGAAAGUCAGUUGCAAAAGCUUGAAAAGAAUCCCGAGCCUAAAAUUUUCAAUGUGUUAAAAUUGAGUUAUGAUGGACUUGACAACGAAGAAAAGGAAAUAUUUCUUGACAUAGCUUGUUUAUAUAGAGGAGAAACCGAGAAAUGUGUAGUUCAAACAUUGGAUUGUUUUGGUUUUUCUACUCGUAUUGGAAUGGACGUUCUUCAAGAUAGGUGUCUUAUAUCUAUUUCAGAAGGUAGGGUUUGGAUGCAUGAUCGAAUACAAGAAAUGGGACAUGAAAUUGUGCGACAAGAAAAUGUCAAUAAUCCAGAAAAACGUAGUCGAUUACAUAAACCUGAUGAUAUAUAUAAUGUUUUAAAAAAGAAUAAGGGACAAGGAACAGAUGCAAUUCAAAGUAUAAUAUUGGACGUAAGCGAAAUAAAGAAGGUUGAAUUACAUGCUAAAACUUUUAAGAAAAUGCAUAAUCUCAGAAUGAUCCAAUUUGAUGCGUUUCAAAAUUACUCCAAUGUGACCUUUCAUACAUUUCUUAAUAGUUUCCCGAAUAAUUUAAAGUUUCUCAAUUGGGAUUAUUUUCCUCAAAGAUCUUUGCCGCAAGACUUUUGCACGGAUAAUCUUGUUACACUUGAUAUGCCUUAUAGCAAUCUUGAACAACUUUGGGAGAGAGAUCAGACUAUACCAAAUUUGAAGAGACUUGACCUUGAAUAUUCUAAGAAGAUUAUUGGAGUACCAGAUCUAUCUUUGUUUCCAAAUAUUGAAGAAAUAAUUCUUACUGGCUGUGUAAGUUUGGAAAAAGUUUACUCCUCUAACUUCCUCCACAAGCUUAACUGCUUAUGUUUAGAUGGUUGUACAUCACUCAAGAGUUUAAGUAUUCGUAGCAAUAUUCUAUCAAGAUCAACUGGAUUUCUUGCUCUCGAGGGUUGUCACAACCUUGAAACAAUUUCAAUCACCAGUACAACAGAUUUGGUUGAAACCGUAAUACUGUCAAAAUUUGAGGGAGGCUACGGGUUUCAGCAUCCGUAUGAUUCUUCAGAAUCUUCUUGGUUAGAUCUUUCGGAAUGUGAGUCUCUAACAAGCCUACCAGCUGAACUCUUAAAUUUGAAGUUUCAAACAAUGCUUCGUCUCGACCAUUGUUUAAAGUUGGAAGAGUUACCUGAAAUUGAGGACACUAUGGAAAAUUUAAAAGUGCUCAGCUUAGACAAUACAGCGAUUAAAGAACUACCUUCGUCGUUGCAUCACUUGGUCGGGCUUGAAGAAUUAAGCUUGCAAGGUUGCAGAAAGCUUAAGACUAUUCCAUCUUCCAUUGGAAAUCUCAGCAAACUCCUCAAAUUACAACUUUGCGAAUGUGAAUCGCUUGAAACUUUUCCAAGCAGCAUUUUCAAAUUGAAGUUGACAGAACUUAAUUUUUACGGUUGCUCAAUGCUCAGGACCUUUCCAGAUAUCCCACGUGACAUUGGUCACUUGUCAUCCGUGACUCAAAUUUCACUGCAAGGAAGCAAUAUUGUGAAUCUUCCUGAGAGUAUGAUUCAUCUCUCGAGUUUGAAAUCACUUAAUUUAAGUGAUUGCAAAAGCCUUGAAUGUAUUCCAAAGCUUCCUCCGUGGCUAAAAGAGUUGUUGGCAUUUGAUUGCACGUCCAUUAAGAAAAUGGUGCCAAAUUCAUUGUUGUCUGAUUCCAACGACGAAAUGGAUGGUUCCUAUGAAUUUCGCCUCACCAACAGUGAUGAUUUAGACUCAUAUUCUUGGAGUUAUAUCGUAAACAAAGCAUGGAUUAAGAUCACUGAUGAUGCAUGUCUGUCAGCGCUAAUCUGUUUUCCAGGGAGUAGAGUUCCGGAUUGCUUCCUUCAUCGUGGCCAGGGACAUUCAGUAACUGUGAAAAACAAUGAUGAAUAUGCGUGCAGUGAAAACAGGCUCGUUGGUUUCGCUCUCUGUGUUGUUUUGGGAGGUGAAGAUAUGUAUGAGUCAAGAAUAGUAGGUAGUAGCAUUCCAUACAACUUAAGCUUUAAAUCCAAUGGUAAACGAUAUCUUUUUCAGAACAAAUUGAAAUGUAAGCAUGAAGGUCGGUUUAUCCGAGAUCACACAUAUCUAUGGAAAUAUCGAUUAAACCGAACAAGGAUUGGCAAAAACCUCAUUCAUGUCCAAAACAUCACUUUUGAGAUGCUAGGUAAUUCUUGGCUCUCAGAUUAUCGUUUAAAUGUCACUGUGAAAGAGUGUGGAAUACGUCCUCUGUAUAUUACCCAAGAACCAAAUGCGAGCAAAGCUGUACAAUAA